GCUGUACCAUUUUGUCAACACUAGACGCUGCCGGCGCAUCAUCAAUCAGCGACGCAAAAAGAGGUGGCCCGCCAGAGACCACCCCCCCCCCCCACAGGAAGUGACGUGAGAAACUGGCGCCUCGGAGGACGCGAGAGGGGAGCACGUUAAGGCCAUGGCCCCUCGGCGCCUCCUGUUGGUUGGGGAGGGGAAUUUCUCCUUCGCCGCGGCCCUGAGCGAGACCCUGGAUGACAGCACCAGUGUAACCGCCACCUGCCUCCAGCGCCCGGCCGACUUGGCCGGAGAUCCGGUGGCCCAGGAGAAUCUGCAGCGCCUGCGCGAGCGAGGUACUGAGGUGCGUUUUGGUGUGGACUGCACCCAGCUGGCAGAUGCCUUUGAACUGCACCACAGGGAGUUUGAUCGGAUUUAUUUUAAUUUUCCGCACUGUGGACGCAAAGCUGGAGUUGCUAAGAACAGGGAACUGCUUGCCAAGUUUUUCCAGAGCUGUAAAGAUGUUCUCGCACCGGAAGGAGAAGUCUAUGUGGCAUUGUGUAGAGGACAAGGUGGGACUCCUGCUGAUAAGCCCACAAGAGAAUGGCAUAACAGUUGGCAAGUAGUUGCCAUGGCAGCUCUGGGGGGAUUCAUUUUAAGUGACGUGCAUCCCUUCAGCUGUGAGGCUGUGCCAGGGUACAAGUGCACUGGAUAUAGGAGUCAAGAUAAGUCCUUUCAUGUAGAAGGUGCUUUGAACCAUAUCUUCACCCGGAGCUUACCCUUUGAAGAUUCACAGCCCAGAAUCUUCAGGACCAAAGUGGGUGGCCGGUGGUUUUCCUUUCCAGAACCAGAAGCACUUGUAGGAAAGUUGAACAGAGGUUUCCUAGAAGCACCUUCAUGUCAUCCUGUCAGAACCAUUAAUGAGAAACUCAUUGCGGAAUUGGGCAAAGUGUUCCCUCUAAAAAGGCUGAAGUGUCCCUUCCCUUUGCUGCCACAGGGAAGCACUAGUGCUCUCACUUCCUGGAACGGUGACAUUCUGUCAGCUGCCUUUUGGAUUAGUCUCUGUGAAGAUGACUCAAAUUCUGAGUCCCUGACUGAUGGGACAACACAAGACAUGGAGGACUUUCUGGCGCUAUUUUCAGAACUUAGCCUUCUCAAGGAUCCUGGAAGCGACAGUAAGGAAGAAGCUCAUGAAGAAAGCUAUGGCCAAACCACGGUCUGCCUUAGGCCUUCUCUCCUAGUUCAUGUUCAGGCUGUCAUCCAAGCACCAGACUUUGUCCCAGGUUCCCUGCACAUCCUCAGUGGACCUGUCUUUCGGAAGUGCCGCAUCUUGCCUUUCACAAUGCCAGCAUUUCAUGAGACUUUAUUUGUCAUCGGGUUUAAUAAAAAUCUGAAGGAUGGUUGUCUUCAGUCACUACUGGAGCACCUGAAGGGUUUUCUUGAUAGCCUUCUCACCCACACAUUGCUGGAGGGCUCUCAGCCGAGCAGUUCAGUGGAAUUUGUCUUUCAACCAAAUGGCAAAGGGUAUAUUAUUAAUGUGAAGCGUCCUAAUUUUGGCCCAGAUUGUGCCAAAGCUCUGAUUAUUGGGUCUGUUGUCACAUCUGCUACAGGCAUUAUGCACAAAGACCAGUGUUUUAUGUUUGUGUCUAUGAACUUGGACCUACUAGCCAUGCUUGUCUGGGGCAUCUCUGACUGGAGGAUGCUGUGGACCUUUGAUCACCGUUUCCUGAAAAAUUUUGUCUCUGGGAGUAUAGAACCCUUUAAAAGCUAUUGCCUGUAUCCUCCAUGCUAUGUUCAUGAUAUUAGUUUUUGGUUAGACGAGAAGAAAGGAUUUGAUGAACUAGAAUUUCACACGGUGGCCCGAGCAGUGUCCCGGGACACUGUCAUAUCCAUACAGUUCCUCAGUCGUUUUCAGCAUCCAAAGACUCAACAGGUCAGUCUCUGCUAUAGAUUGACUUACCAGACAUGUGACAAAGCCCUCCCCCAGCAACAGGUGUCAUCAAUGCAGUCGCAGCUUAGGAAAGAGAUUCAGCAAAGACUACAUGUAAUACCUCGGUAGUUUAGUAAAUUCAUUUUUCCAGAGUGAUCCCCGUGGCUGUGGGUAUGGGUGCAGAUGCCAAUGAAAAGGACCAAGUUACAACUAGUAGUCUUUUCUGAACUGUGUUUUUUGUAAAAUCUUUAACCUUGUGACUUUGGCCAGUGUUGGUUGAUUCUAGAGAAACUUGUGGCUCAGGGCACCUGGGUGGCUCAGUGGGUUGAGUGUUGAGUAUCCAACUCUUGAUUUUGGCUCAGGUCAUGAUCCCAGGGUCAUGGGAUCGAGCCCUGUGUCAGGCUCUGCAUGGAGCAUGGAGUCUGCUUAAGAGUCUCUCUCUCCUUCUGCCCCUGUCCCCUGCUCAUGCCCUCUGUCUCGCUAAAAUAAAAAGAAAUUAAAAAUAUUAAAAAGUAAAAAAGAAACUUGUGGCUCUGUCACUUAAACUUAACAGACUAUAAUGUGACUGGUGACCUUUGGAGUUUACAGUAUUUUGAUGCUGAAAAAUGACUAGGAAAACAAAUACAACAAAACUGUCUUGUACUUUAGAUGCUCUGUUGCUGAAGAUGCAGUAGAAUUUGAGUGUCUUAUAUUUGUAUUUUCCACACUGCUAAUUCCUCUUCCUUUAACCCUAUUGUAUUACAUCAUUACAUCAACUUACUAGAGUGGUUUUUGGAGUCAGACCAACAUUUAUUAGCUUGGGUAAGUUGAAAGGCUCCAUAAUUAGUAUUGGUAUUAUUACAAUAUUUAUUCCAUGGUUGACUACUGUUGAAGUCAUGGAACUGGUUAAUGUCAGAUUAACUAGAGUUCACACUUGGGUCUGACUCUAAAGCCCAUUUUCCUUCUGCCAUUGUUAUUUCUUCCAAACUAGUCUUCUUCAUUAGUAGCCUCUCAACUGUAAACUUAGUCCUCCUAUAUUUUGGAGGCUUCUGUUACAAGCAUCUCUAAGAGACACUGGGAGAUUGGUUCAGCUCAUUGGUUCAGCCCAGGACUCUACAGAAUGAUAGCAUACUCUAAUAUUAAUUAAUGGAUGUUCCUGUUAAUGAAUAGUCUCCACAGAUUGGACUUAUAUUGUAAACUCAGUAGGAAAUAACUGUCUUAUUCUUGUAUUUGGAGAAAAACAUGUGGGAAGGCAAGAAUGGAAGCCAAGAAACAUAUUAGGAGGUUAUUACAGUAACACAACCAGAGAUAAUGGUGACCUGGACCAGGAUGGUAAGACGUUGUUGGGUUGAGUAAUAUUUAAAAGUAUUUGCUGAUGAACUACAUGUGCAUGGGUGAAGGGUGUGGGGCUGAAGAAACAGGAAUCAAGCAGGACUGACUAUGGUUUUUGAUCUGGAAGAACAGAAGUAUCAUUAACGGGGAUGGGAAAACUGGCAUAACAGUUUGGGGAGUGGGGUAAAGAACAAAGAUCUCUUAUGGAUACAUUUAUUGCUUAGCUUUCUACAUACACUAUAAAUGAAUAGAGGGCAGGUAAUGUGAUUUAUAGCUUGCUUCUAUCCCCAAUGGUGCCUAGUACAUGGACAAGGUAGCAUUUGAGCUGGAUCUUAAAACAAGAGUAGCGAUGUGACAGGAGGACUGUUAGGCAAGGAGGACUGUCACAGACUAUGAGUUUGGAGUUCUCUUUUGUCCAGCAAGAGAGUGGAUGCAGAAUUGAACACAAGAGAGGCUAACAUCCAGGAGGAGACAAGAUUCCCAAACAGGCCUUUUGUCUCCGUAUUUACUGAGCGCUCAAGAUCUUACACGUGGUAAAUGUGAAGAAAACAAUCAGAUAGUAAUGAUUAACUUGUGUGUGUAAGAAGCAAAGGGUCUGGGGGGCAAGUGGAGUUUGUGAUC
Felis catus (domestic cat) is the source of this 3832-nucleotide messenger RNA. It is a transcript of the gene FDXACB1, whose product is annotated as ferredoxin-fold anticodon binding domain containing 1. NCBI's taxonomy places the organism in Eukaryota, Metazoa, Chordata, Mammalia, Carnivora, Felidae. The record is from RefSeq and is a predicted model, not a curated record. Gene Ontology annotation, molecular function: rRNA (uridine-N3-)-methyltransferase activity. The transcript has 5 exons. Gene Ontology annotation, cellular component: cytoplasm. Gene Ontology annotation, biological process: rRNA base methylation. The coding region runs from base 155 to 2029 and encodes 624 amino acids.